Pyrus x bretschneideri (Chinese white pear) is the source of this 2357-nucleotide messenger RNA. RefSeq lists its product as uncharacterized. The transcript has a single exon. Gene Ontology annotation, molecular function: protein binding. Bases 285 to 2165 code for a protein of 626 amino acids. Lineage: Eukaryota; Viridiplantae; Streptophyta; Magnoliopsida; Rosales; Rosaceae. The record is from RefSeq and is a predicted model, not a curated record.
UUGUUGCCCUAAAAUUCCAAAAUUCCAAAAUCUAGUCUGAAAAUCUAAGACCCAAGUCAAAAGCUCACAGGUCUCUCUAACUGACCCACCCCACACGGCCGCACCGCCACAGCCAUAUUCCUCAAAAUCUCGAGUCCAAAGCCCUCCGAAUCGCAGAUCCAAACCCGCAGAUCCCAGACUCCCGCCCGCUGCAAUGGCGAAACUGAAACAGUAGCGAGCGAAAGCAAAAAAGUCUCCGAGCUCAGCUGAAUAGAUUGUGUGGGGCUCCAGUGGCGGCGGCGGCGAUGAACUCCCUCAAAGGCAAGCUCCUUCUGCUCUGCUUCCUCUUCAUUUUGUCAUCUCCAUCCCCUGUUUCUAAGCUUUUCGUCCAAUCUACCGAAACCGAAACCGAAACUAAAUCCGAAAUCGAGCUCAAUCCGCAACAGCUGGUAUUGCAGAGGCUCGAGGAAGUAGUGAAGAACCUAACCGAAAUAGUCGCGAGAUUAGAAUUCAAAUUACAAUCGAAUCAUCCGAAAAAACCUGCUCCGAUUGACGAGGGUUUGACUUUGGCGGUUGACGAAAAGGAAAGCCAGAAGCUGAUCAAGCAGGUUGAAGAAGAAGAGGGGUCUGGUUCCGAUCGUCAAAUUGGAGAAAGGGCGAGGCCAGUUUCGGUAACAAAAUACAGCCCGUUCUGGUCCGACCGGUUUCAGUUCGUUUCCGCGGUGAAAUUGGAUUCCCAGGCCACGUGUAUUCACGUCCUGCCGUUUCGGGAUUUCGAGGGGGUAACAAAAUAUGUUGCCGUCGGAGACGAGAGAGGGAGGGUUUAUGUGUUUGUUAGAAACGGCGACGUUUUGGUGGAGUUUGAUACGUUGCUGGGGUCUCCGAUCAUGGCCAUGGCUUCCUUCUUGUCGGUUUACAAGAAUGAGAGUUUCGUGGUCACUGGGCAUCAAAACGGUGUCAUUUUGAUGCAUAGGGUUUGGGAGGGAGCGAGUGGGGAAGAUUGGAGCUCGCUUUUAAUGGAAACCGUGACGAAAUUCAACACGGGCGGAGAAGGGUUGCCGGUUACGAUUUUGGAAGUGCACCAUGUUGGGAGGUUGAGUUAUGUGUUGGCUAGUGAUGUGAGUGGGAAGAUUUCGGUUUACCGAGAGGAUGGUUCGGUUCACGGCUCCACAAUGCCGUCGAGCAGGCCGCUUGCUUUCUUGAGGCAGCGGCUUUUGUUCUUGACGGAGACGGGUGCAGGGUCUUUGGACCUGAAGACCAUGAAAGUUCGGGAGAGUGAGUGUGAAGGGUUGAACCGUUCGCAUUCUCGGUACUAUGUUUUUGAUGCCACGGAGCGGUCCAAGGCAUACGGGUUUACAUCCGAAGGCGAUCUGAUUCAUGUUUUGUUGUUGGGGGAUAUAAUGAACUUCAAAUGCAGGGUUAGGUCCAAGAGGAAGUUUGAGAUUGAUGAGCCUCUCGCUUUUCAGGCAAUUAAGGGGUGUUUGCUUAUUGUUGGCGGGGAGAAGGUUUUCGUGUACAAUGUUUCGACUCAGCAUUACGUUAGGGUUGGUGCGCCUCGGAUUAUUUUCUCCGCUGGUCUUGAUGAGAUUAGGUCAUCGUUUCUCAAUCAUCAGACGGUGGACGCAGAGAAGAGAAAUGUGAUACCUUUAAUCGCAAGUGACAGGGAAAGGCUUGUUGUGCUUGGCCUUGGCGGAGGGUAUGUUGGAAUGUAUCGUUCUAACCUUCCGGUAUUCAAAAACGAAUUUAACACAAUGCUAUGGACCAGCCCUGUAUUUUUCUUUGUACUUUUCCUAUUCGGAGCGUGGCAAUUUUUCGCGAAGAAAAAGGAAGCGCUCACUUCAUGGGGACCGGAUGAUCCUUUUACAUCAACAUCUGCUACAAUGGGAGCUCCAUUGGGGGGAAGUAACACCGGAGACAGGUCGUUUGGGGAAGGGUCUUCGAGAGGUGGUGGCCUAAGAGGACCGUCGAGGAGGUAUGUGUCUCCUCCUCCCCGGUAUGCAGGCGGAGCAACCAGUUCAUACAGGCCAGGUACGGCGGAUCAUAACCCUAGACCAUCAUCUGUCGAUCCUAAUUUUAGAACAGCUUCAGAGCUAAAGUUUAGAGGUUCGGGGUUAGAAUCUUCGGGUUUUCCGAAACGGAGGGAGAAUUUGUUUGUAAACAACCAAGCGAAGGAUGAUAGCAGCUGACCCGUGUGAUCAAAUUUCAUCAACUUGUAUUUUGUUACUUGAGAAGUUGGUUUAAGAUUUAGUUGUUAGACCAAUUCAUUUGGCAAGUCAGGGCCAUUUGAACUUCCCACUACGUUGUAUUUUGUAACGCGACUUCAACUUUUGAAUAAAACAAUAAAACUAUAGAAAGGAAUAUAUAUUUAUGAUCAACAA